AUUGAUCCGUUGCUAGAAGAUAGGGCAUUCCAAAAUUUAUUGGGUAGUAUUAUUGUACUUGGCAGCUAAAGAUGUUUGCUAACUGUCUCCGUCAUUCUUAUCCUUACACCCGCUGUUUGUUUCCGGAUUGAGAUGGUCAUUGUCAAGGCUUUUUUAGUUCUCUAAUUCACAGUACACUGCUUAGUUUUUGGUUCAACUGGCUCUUACGUUUCACUGCCAAUUAACCCUCGCUCCCUAAAGCGAUCUUCCAUAUGCUCCUCUCCUUUUCAUGUUUUUGUAGUUUGACUAGGAGGAUAUUUGCAUAAGUAAAGGAUGAGUGAAGAAUUGUAGCGUGAUGUGAAUGGUGCUUCUGAGGGUUGUCAGAAGUUUCUGAGUGAGGACAUGAAAUCGUGUAGAAAGAAAGGGGUAGUAGCAGGAGGGAGGGGACUUGGCUGAAGGGAAUUUUAAUGCGACAAGGUCAAGGAGAAGUGGAGAAUUAUAUAGUUCUCGCAACGACACUGGAGUUGAAUUUCCAUUGAUACAUCAUACUUAAAAAUCAAAAGCUACUGAUCAGAAUCUACUGAUCAAGGAGCAUACCUUAGCUGAGAAUCAAACCAAACCUCAUUUAGAUCCACCUAGCAGGCUCACUCAACAUGGGUAUAUGUUGUCCAAAGUUGGCACCGUCGAGACACGGCGAUGACACCCUCAGUUCAAAGCCAUCCACAGUUGUGCCAACAUCGUCCUGUCCAACUCUCCGUGAAACUACACAUAAUAUGACGACGUAUGCAGAGGCCAAGAGAAUUCCUAGAGUACAGCUGAUUGGAGACAAAUUUUGUCCCUUCACACUACGGGUGCUGAUUGCGUUGCAAUUUAAGGGUAUUCAUGUGGAUGCAGCCUGGCUGACACCGGAGGAUUUGAGGAAUCCGAAUAGGAUAAUCACCGCAAGUCCAAAUGGAAAAUACCCUGUGUUACAGAACGGACUUCACAGACUCAUCAGCUCAACGAGCGCCAUGCUGGAUUACAUUGAGGAAACGUUCCAAUAUCCUACGUUGAUUCCCAGCCAUAUAAAGGGAGAGGUCAUAAAAUGGGCAUCCUUCAUUCGAGAUGAGUUUACUCCUACGCUAGCACAGUUAAUUCAUGAUGGAAAUCCCGUAGUGCAGCAGAGGAUGACACAGGACCUAAAGUCUGCCUUCGCCGAACUCAACAACGGUAAACGGCAACAUGGAAAACAGGGUCGAUUCUUUUCUGGGAGUCAGUUCACCCUUGUGGAUGUCUACCUGAUUCCUACUCUUCUUCAGGUUGACGUCGCAAAAUUCUUUCGUGGCGUUUCCAUCGACACAGUUAAUUCCCAUCUACUUAGUUACAGUCGCGCCAUGCAUUCGUUUCCCAACUAUGCUCCUGUGAGAGUGGAUAUGGACUUACUUAAAGAGGCUGUGGCCAAAUUGUUGUUCGAGAGAGAUUCAUUACCUUUUGUAGUGAUGACUAUGCUGCAACAUCGAAGCAUUUUGCGGCACAUGAAGAAGCUUGUAGUUCUAGCUGAUGAGCUCCUUGUAAAUAAACUUGCGUCAGAAGUUGGGCAGUUCGGAACGCUAGGGGCAGUUCCAGGGAAACAUGUGCAUUUACUAUGGAAGAUGGAUGGACGUUUAGUGGACUUGAUGCAAGAGCAUGCACAAAUGGAAGAAAGGGUCUUAUUUCCUGCAAUAGACUCCAGAGGCCAAGGAAUGACCGGAACAGCUCUCACAGACCAUGCCCGAGAUCUUCCAGUGAUGAAUGGUAUACGUGAGGAUAUUAAGGGAGUAAUGGCUUUGGAGCGAGAUUGCGCUGACUACCUCGAAGGGUUGCAAGCUCUUUCAACUCGACUGCGUGCUUUCCAGGAGAAUACAGUGGAUCAUUACCAUGAAGAAGAAAGGGAUCUGUUACCCAAGCUGAAUGUAAUCGAUCUAGCGACAAAGAAGCAAGACGAGCUGAUGGUCCAGUGUUUUGGAAUUAUGGAGGAUUCCCAUGGGAGGCUAUUACCGUUCCUUCUGCAAGGGAUGGAGCCUCAUGAAGUAAUCCAAUAUCUUGAACUCCUCAAGAAAUCAUUUGAGGGAGGAAAGAGCCGACUUUUCACUGGUAUCUUAUUCUGCUUAGAGAAUGCAGAUGAAGAAUUUAAAGAUGUGUGCAAGACGGCGCAAGAAAGGAUAAUUGAAAUGAUGGCUCUUGAAAAUGCCAAGACUGCUGGGUCAUGA
Physcomitrium patens is the source of this 2207-nucleotide messenger RNA. RefSeq lists its product as uncharacterized. NCBI's taxonomy places the organism in Eukaryota, Viridiplantae, Streptophyta, Bryopsida, Funariales, Funariaceae. The record is from RefSeq and is a predicted model, not a curated record.